GUCUCCCGGAGGGGGGCCGGUCUCCGGACCCUUCGGGAGGAGGGGGGGGGCGGAGCUCCUACGCGUGAUCCGGACACGCGGCCGGUGGUCCUGUCCCGAUUUAGCCACUCGGGCCACGGAGGGAACGUCUGCCCUCUCGUCCAGGUUUCCGAAUGGAAGCCCGCCCCCGGUGCCGCUUCCCGGCGUCCUCCCGUCGCACGAGCCCGCGGGAUGGGACCGCCGCCCUUCUCCGUCCGAGACGCCUCUGAAAACUUCCACGCGUCUCAGCCCCGACCGUCCGGCCUCCCCGAGGACGGGCCUUUACGUUGACUCGCCAGAUCCCCGUCCCGGAGCCCGACCCCGCCGGGAGGCGGUCGGGAGCUGGACGGCGCCGUCCCCCGGGGGGGGCCGUCCCGCACCCGGGGCUGUUGCCUGAGGACUCCGGCCCUCCGUCACCAAAAGACCGACAGGAAGCCCCACGGAAGAGGGAGGGAGUCACGUAUCAGAGCGCGCUCUGGGCUCGCGUGACCCCCCGGGCCUCGGCGGUGAUGGGAAAACGAGUCGCGUCCCUCCUCCGAUCCCGCCUCGCCGCCCCCCUCGCCGUAACCCGCUCUCGACGCUCUUCCCAGCCCUCCGCCGCGGGAACAGGCUCCGGACCAUGUGGGCGGCCUGCUGCAACUGGUUCUGCCUGGACGGGGGGCCGGAGCCGCCCCCGCAGCCCCCGGGAGUCCGGGUCCGGGCCUACUCCAACCCCGGCUUCAGCUCCCACCCGUCCCCGACCGGGGCCCAGCCGGCCUGCCGGGCCUGCGGACGGCCCUGCGGAGGCCCGGCGCGGGAGCACGCGUGCCCGGACUGCGGACAGACCUCGUGCCCGUCCUGCCGCGGGCCGGCCGGGGCCGGGCCCCCCCUCUGCCCCCCGUGCCGGCGGGUCCGGGCCACGGCCUUCCGGCGCGACGAGCUGAUGAAGAUGAAGGUGAAGGAGCUGCGGGAUUACCUGUCCCGCCACGGCGUCUCCUCCGAGACCUGCCGCGAGAAGGAGGAGCUGGUGCGCCUGGUGCUCGCCCGCCGGCCCGCCGCCGGCCCGCCCCCGGACCCGCCCGCGCCCCCCGGGCCCCUCCCGCGGACUCGGGAAGACCCUCAGGCCGCGUCUCCCCCUCCCCCCCGCCCCGUUCAGGCCGACGGGCGCGUACCCCGGGACGGAGACGAGGGCGAGCGUCCGGCGGCGGCCGAGGACGAGACCCGCGCGGGGGCUGCCGAGCGAGAGGCGGACGCUUCGUCCGUGGACUCGGACGAGGCCCCGCCGGCCGGACGCAGGGCCUCCCUGUCGGACCUGGGGCGCGAGGAGGACGUCGAGGCCCUGAGCGUGCGCCAGCUGAAGGAGAUCCUGGCCCGCAACUUCGUCAACUACAAGGGCUGCUGUGAGAAGUGGGAGCUGAUGGAGCGGGUCACCCGCCUGUUCCGGGACCGGCAGAGGGAACUCCGGCACCCGGGGAGCGCGGCCGCCCUGGGCCUCGAGGAGAACCUGUGCAAGAUCUGCAUGGACUCGCCCGUCGACUGCGUCCUGCUCGAGUGCGGCCACAUGGUCACCUGCACCAAAUGCGGUAAGCGCAUGAGCGAGUGUCCCAUCUGCCGCCAGUACGUCAUCCGCGCCGUCCGCGUCUUCCGCUCCUGACCUCGCGGACGCCGCCGUGACCGGACGACCCGGGGGCCCUCCGGCCCGCUCGGCCCC
Messenger RNA from Ornithorhynchus anatinus (platypus), 1708 nucleotides. RefSeq names its product ring finger and FYVE like domain containing E3 ubiquitin protein ligase (gene RFFL). NCBI's taxonomy places the organism in Eukaryota, Metazoa, Chordata, Mammalia, Monotremata, Ornithorhynchidae. Gene Ontology annotation, cellular component: cytoplasm; plasma membrane. The record is from RefSeq and is a predicted model, not a curated record. Gene Ontology annotation, molecular function: ubiquitin protein ligase activity. Gene Ontology annotation, biological process: negative regulation of extrinsic apoptotic signaling pathway via death domain receptors; protein K48-linked ubiquitination; proteasome-mediated ubiquitin-dependent protein catabolic process. The transcript has 6 exons. The coding region runs from base 638 to 1651 and encodes 337 amino acids.